AUGUCUGCCAACUUGGACAAAUCUCUGGACGAAAUCAUUGGUACCAACAAAAAGCCUAUCAGAAAGGUCAACAAGAAGGCUCCUAAGAAGGUUUCCAAACAAAUUGUGGGUGGGAACCGUCGUGGAGCAUCGGUGGCUGCUGUUAGACAAAGACCUGCUCCUGUGAAAGCCAACAACGUUCUAGAGCAGGCCUACGGUACCAAAGUGAGCGUGGAAGGAUUGCCAAGAGACAUCAAGCAAGAUGCUGUCAGAGAAUUUUUUUCCUCUCAGAUUGGUGGUGUUGCGAGAAUUCUUUUGAGUUACAACGAAAGAGGAUUGUCCACUGGUAUGGCCACCAUCACAUUCAAAAAUGUCGAGAAGGCCAGAGAAGCCGUCAAGAAAUUUAACGGUGCUCCAAUCGACGGCGGCAGAUCCAAGUUGAGAUUGAGUUUGAUCAUCGACCCUACUAAGAAGCCUCUCGCCUCUAGAAUCCAAUCCAUUGUGGAACGCAAACCUCUACCUGUAAGGGGACCUAACAAAAAAGUGGCAGCUGUCAAGAAACAAAAGAGAGACGAGAAGAAAAAGCCCAAGACCAAGGCCAAGCCUGAAAAGAAAAGUCUCGAACAAUUAGAUCAAGAAAUGGCUGAUUACUUUGAAGAGAAAAAGGCUUAG
Molecule: messenger RNA, 651 nt
Organism: Lachancea sp. 'fantastica'
Lineage: Eukaryota; Fungi; Ascomycota; Saccharomycetes; Saccharomycetales; Saccharomycetaceae
Source: the annotation of a GenBank genome assembly